Messenger RNA from Manihot esculenta (cassava), 909 nucleotides. RefSeq lists its product as uncharacterized. Bases 153 to 764 code for a protein of 203 amino acids. The transcript has 2 exons. Lineage: Eukaryota; Viridiplantae; Streptophyta; Magnoliopsida; Malpighiales; Euphorbiaceae. The record is from RefSeq and is a predicted model, not a curated record.
CUGAAGCUACGAGCAUGAAUGAAAGAUCAGUUGCUCAUCCUUCGAAACAAAUUUCUGGCUAUAUAUAGCAAGUGGCAAAGCAGAAAGUCUCAUAAAUCCCAUAGCAACUUCAACUUGCAUACUGUCCUUCCAUUGCAUUAACAACAAACAUUAUGGACAGGGAAACGCCUGAUCAACGCCCACUGGUCGGAAACGACGGCAACUGGAAGAAGGAAAUAUUAGAAAAACUUGAAAAAUCAAAACAGGUUCAAUUAAGCGCACUGGAUGAUCUCGUUUCUGUGAACUCCCUUUUCACAAUAGCCAUCUUCUUGGGCUUAGCCUUUGCAUCUCCCACUCAACAAAGCCUUGAUAAUCGACCGGAAUGUUCACCGGACGUCAAGAUGGAAAAGAGGCUUGUUCUUUAUGAAGUACUAUCGUUUGCUUGCUUCCUCCUUUCAAGCCUGGUGGCGAAAUCUCUCAAGCUUUUCAUCAAUGUCCAAGACACCAAAGAAACUAUACGUAUUGAUCGAGCUCAUGAAUAUAAAGUGAUAAAGCCAAGUAGAGGUUUCAUGAUACUUUUGUCGGUGUUGGCGUCGACGAUUGGGGUGGUGUUUUUGACGAUUUCAAUGGUUGAUGUUGUUCAGAUAAAGAUCGGGAAGAUGUCGUGUGGGAUUUAUGAGACUCGUGCUGCUGUGAUAUCGCUAUGUGCUGUUGUGGCUCUGGCUCUCGUCAUCUAUUUACCUUCGACUAUGAUAACUAUUUUACGUUGUAUGUAUAAUUUUUAGUACGAGAACGGACGUCGACAUAGUUUCAUGCGUACAGUCGGGUCUGAAUAAUUAUAUGUUUUAUGGACGAAAUUCUGGCUAGUGUUGUCUUUAUAAUAUAAAUUAUAAAAUUUAUAUUGAAUAAUUUCAAGUGAGAUUUAAAUUU